GAGAACCAAAUGGUCAAGCUUUGGAUCGCCGAUUCGUUCAUCUGAAACCGGGUCUGGAUCCGAUGACCCGGUUGCAUCUUUGAUCCAUGUGUUCCCUACCAUGGAUCCUGAGUUUGUCAGAGAGGUUAUGAGCAACAAGAAUUACGUGUUUGAAGAGGCAAAAGAGAGUUUAAGCUCAAUUUUGUUCAAUGGGGAUUCUGAUAGAACAGAAGCUGGCUUUUUUGAUGGAUCUGUGGAAAGUUGGAACGAUGAGGAUAUGAUCGAUGGAGCUAAAUGGGUUGAUAGACUUGUAUCCGAGAUGACAAAAGCGAUAAACAUUGAUGACAUGAGGCGACGUGUUGCAGUGAUCUUAGAAGCUUUAGAGAGUAUCAUAAAGAAGAACACCAACGCCUCGAAGAAGCUUGAAUAUGCGUCGAUGAAGGAGAGUCUACAGAGUUUGAUCAAUGAUAACCAAAUAUUGAAGCGGGUCAUUGCGAAUCAACAUCAGCGUAGCUCUGAAAACGAAGAGAAGGCCAAACAAGUACUGCAUUUGAGAGGCGUGGUGGGGCAGUACCAAGAACAAGUUCAUAAGCUAGAGCUUAGCAACUACGCCAUGAAACUCCAUCUUCAAAGGUCACAACAACAACAGACUUCUUUCUCAGGGAAUUUGCCUCCAGACAUCUACUAAAACUAUAUGAUUGUUUACUACAUAGUCAUUUAUAGUCAUUAGGACCUUAAGAAGUAUUAUUAGUCAACUGAAUUUCAAGUCAUGCAAAUUUUAAUACUAAAGACUUUACUUGUAUGGUUUGUUUGCAAAUUGUUUUAGGGCAAUUCUCAUUAAUAAAACAAAAAUAAUUUCUG
This is a messenger RNA of Arabidopsis thaliana (thale cress), 840 nucleotides long. Its product is annotated as UDP-glucose 6-dehydrogenase. The record is from RefSeq and is marked reviewed. The transcript is spliced from 4 exons. Bases 101 to 667 code for a protein of 188 amino acids. Lineage: Eukaryota; Viridiplantae; Streptophyta; Magnoliopsida; Brassicales; Brassicaceae.